Molecule: messenger RNA, 2029 nt
Organism: Melospiza melodia melodia
Lineage: Eukaryota; Metazoa; Chordata; Aves; Passeriformes; Passerellidae
Gene: FNDC4
Product: fibronectin type III domain containing 4
Exons: 7
Coding region: 45-782 (245 amino acids)
Biological process (GO): negative regulation of inflammatory response
Cellular component (GO): extracellular region; plasma membrane
Molecular function (GO): protein binding
Source: RefSeq, a predicted model, not a curated record
CCGGUGCCAGGGCCGCGCCCGGCCGGGCCGCAGCCCCCGCCGCCAUGGCCCGCGUCUCGGCGAUGAUCAGCCCGGUGCUGGUGCUCUUCGGCUGCGACCUGUGCUUCGUGCGAGCCAACAGGCCACCGUCCCCUGUCAACGUGACUGUGACACAGCUGAAGGCGAACUCUGCCACAGUCUCCUGGGAUGUACCAGAAGGAGAUGUGGUCAUCGGCUACGCCAUCCUACAGCAGAGGCAGGAUGGGCAGAUGCAGCGCUUCAUCCGGGAGGUGAACACCACCAACCGUGCCUGUGUGCUGUGGGACCUGGCAGAGGAUGCUGACUACAUCAUCCAGGUGCAGAGCAUUGGCCUGUAUGGGGAGAGCCAGGCUAGCAAGCGUGUCCACUUCCGCACCCUGAAGGAGACCGACCGCCUGCCUUCCAACAGCUCCAACCAAGGUGACAUCACCAUGGAGGGGCUGGACAAAGACCGGCAGCUGCAGACAGGCGAGAUUAUCAUCAUUGUGGCUGUGCUGCUCAUGUGGGCAGCGGUGAUCGCCCUGUUCUGCAGACAGUAUGAUAUCAUCAAGGAUAAUGACUCCAACAACAACAAGGAGAAGACAAAGCCCUCCUCAGAGCACAGCACGCCAGAGCGGCCGAGCGGAGGGCUGCUGCGGAGCAAGAUGUCAGGAGCAGAAACUUCCUUUUUGGACGUGAAAUCCCCAGUUCCCCUCCAGAUUUUUCAGCUUGCUGAUUACCCUUUGCUAGGAGAUCUCUCCUCUUGGAUCCCUACUCCAAACUGACCCUGCUCUGCUGAGAAGAAAUCUCCCUCGGUCAAUAUCAUUGAGGUGUAAGUGCAACACCAGCUCUGCCGUCUGGGAUCUUGGGUGUCCUGCCAGAGCCACAGCAGGCCUUGGAAGAAGAGGCAGCACCAGGUGCGCCGCCUGGAACUCAGCAUGCGACGAUCCACGUACCAGAACUCCCGCUUUCCUGAGGGCACCUGUCUGCGGAUGAGCAUGGAGCCGGCUCCCAGCCAUGCAUGCAGAGCGUGGCUCUGCCCGUCCCACCCAGCCCUCCUCCCCUCCGGGGGAAGCAUGACCAUAAGGAUGGGUGGGAGGGAGCCAGGGGGAGCCAACGGGCUGAGGCAGGGGCCUGAGGGGAGCCCACGGCCCUGUGCACCGCCUCGGCCUAGGCCCGGGCUGCAGCUGAGGCACUGCAUGGCUGUGGGGCAGGGGCAGACCUUGCUCUCAGCUGCCCGUUUGGCCUUGGGGCUGCUGCAGAGAGCAGGAGCUGCUCCCCUCAGCGCCCCGGGGCUGCAGGAGCAGGGCGGUGCAGGCACUGCCCAGCACCGCCGGGAGAGCUGCGGCCUGUAGGAGGGUUUGGUUUGUCUGUGGGGCUGGGCCCAGCCAGCUCCGAGGAUGAGUGGAUUGCUGCUGGAGAACAGGGCUCCGCUGUACCCUGUCACGGCUGUGCAGGGCCUUCAAAUUCUCUGUCUACUGCAGAGGACAAAGACACGAGGGACAAUGAGGGGCUGGUGCUGUCACAGUGCCUGGCAGCCCGCAGAGCCUGCAGCAGGGCAGGCAGUGCAGGGCAGGGGGAGCGGGCACUGUCAGGGCAUGACUGUGGCUGCGCUGUGUCCCCACAAGGGCUCGGUGCUGGCACAUUCAGGCUGCCUGAGGGGAGCUGCAAAGAAUUUUCUGAGCAGCAUGGUGCCUGUGCUGCCUGGAGGAGACAAAGCGGUGAGGCCUGCAAGGUCUCAGUUGGAGGGAAUGGGGUGAAACGAGGAAGCUCCCUGCUGCCCUGGCUGCUGCUCGCCCUCCAUGCUCUGCUUUGCAGCCUGCCACAGACAGGCUCUGCAGCCCUGGACUCAAGCAUCACAGGAUCCAGUGUCUUCCAGGAAUAAAUCUCCUAGUAAAAGCACUUUCAGGACUUUUCCUUCCAGGUGCUGCUCAGCUCCUGCUGCAGGACUAGGUGGGGAAGGGACAGGAUAAGCAACUCCUGUGGCAGGGUCUUUUCAAUAAAAGCAUCCUGGCUCAAAGGCAGCAUCAGA